UACACAAACCCUCCCUACACCAUACGAGAAAUACAGCAAAACCAGCUAAGGGUUCCACCGCCGCCUCUGCCACCAUAACCACCGUGGUCACCACCACCACCACCAUUGGUGCUUUAAAAAACCAAGCUCAAAGCUCUCGUUUUCGUUUUUUGCAGUAAAAGAAUAUGGCCAUAAUGAGCGACCACCAUGCUUGGGCUGUUGCAUUUGGUGUCUUAGGUAAUAUCAUCUCAAUCCUGGUUUUCCUGGCUCCACUGUCAACUUUUUAUAGGAUUUAUAAAAAGAAAUCAACAGAGAGUUUCCAAUCAUUGCCAUACCAAGUAGCAUUGUUCAGCUGCAUGUUGUGGUUGUAUUAUGCUUUGAUUAAAAAGGGUGCUUUCCUUCUCAUCACAAUCAACUCCUUUGGAUGCAUUGUGGAGACUUUAUACAUCUCUAUGUUCUUAGCUUAUGCACCUAGGAAGAGCAGGAUAUCAGCCAUAAAACUUUUUGCAGCUAUGAACCUGGGACUAUUUUCAUUAAUUCUCAUUGUCACUCACUUUUUGGUGAAAAAUUCGAUUCGAAUCCAAGUUCUUGGUUGGAUUAACGUCGCCAUUUCAGUAUCUGUUUUUGCUGCACCUUUGAACAUCACGACAAGAGUUAUUAAAACAAAGAGCGUUGAGUUCAUGCCUUUCAAUUUAUCGUUGGCCCUAACAUUGAGUGCAAUUAUGUGGUUUGCUUACGGAGCAUUUAUUAAGGACCUUUGCGUAGCGGUCCCUAAUGUUGUAGGCUUCAUCUUAGGGAUGUUCCAAAUGAUAUUAUAUGCCAUAUACAGAAACACCGACAAGGUUAUUAAUGUUGAAGACAAGAAGGUACCAGAAGAACAAACCACCACCACCACCACCAUUUCUGUCCUAAGCAAAUUAGGUUCCUCUGAGGUUCAUCCUAUUGAUAUUGAUACUAUUAAAAACCCUAAUCAGAAUACUACAAACCAAGGUGAUGGCAAUGAAAAUGACCACACAAUUGAAGUUGAUGAUGAUGAUGAUGAUGAUGAUGGUAGCAGCAGCCACCAAAAAAGUUUGGAACUUUCUAGUGAACUCCACUUGGAUGAAUCUCCCGUUUAAAAAAAAAAACAUGAUUGGAUUAUGUUUUUUUUUUUUGGGUUUAUUUGCAGUUUAGCACCCCCUGCAUGAUUGGGUUUGGUCCCCCAUUCCUAAUGAUUGUGUUUGUGAGGUGUUUAUUUUUCAGUUUGUCACCAUGUUUUUUAUUAUGUUUUGUAUGUGUAUAUAUGUAUUACUGUUUUUUGGAAUAGAGAAAGAUGAAAUGUCUUUCUUCGGUUUUUGUUAA
This is a messenger RNA of Gossypium raimondii (Peruvian cotton), 1320 nucleotides long. RefSeq names its product bidirectional sugar transporter SWEET15. Gene Ontology annotation, molecular function: sugar transmembrane transporter activity. Lineage: Eukaryota; Viridiplantae; Streptophyta; Magnoliopsida; Malvales; Malvaceae. The coding region runs from base 165 to 1097 and encodes 310 amino acids. Gene Ontology annotation, cellular component: membrane. The record is from RefSeq and is a predicted model, not a curated record. The transcript has 6 exons. Gene Ontology annotation, biological process: carbohydrate transport.